AUGUCAUCACGUAGCUCUGGGGUGGCCUUAGGGCUGGGUUCCCAGCCCAGCACCCCUCUGCCAGCGCAAAGAAAUUCCUUCCCGGCGCUGCACCUCCUGCCCCCGCGGAGCCGCUCGCUCGCCCUGCUCAGCCAGGAGGAUUUCUUCGAGAGCUUCAGCGGGAGCUUCUGCAACAGGAGCGAUGUUUUGGGGGCUGAUCUGUUGGACUGCAACCACUCCAUCCCCGACCCGCAGCUGGUCCGGAGGAUCGUGGCCCAGGUGGAGUUCUACCUCUCUGAUGAGAACCUGGCCAAGGAUGCUUUCCUCCUGAAACAUGUCCAGAAAAACAAGAUGGGCUUUGUCAGCAUCAAACUGCUGACGUCCUUUAAGAAGGUGAAAUACCUGACGCGCGACUGGCGGCUCACGCUCUACGCCCUGCAGUUCUCGGAGAUGCUGGAGGUGAAUGAGGAAGGCACCAAAGUGAGACGGAGGGUCCCCAUCCCCGAGUCCCUGCUGAGCAUCCCCCCCAGCAAACUGCUGCUGGCCUGGGAGCUGCUGCCCCAGGAGCAGGGCUUGCUGCCGCCGCUCCAGAAGAAUUUCCUCGAGACCAUCACGAGGAUGUUCAGCCCCUUCGGAGCCAUCGCCUCCAUCCGCAUCCUGCGGCCAGGCCGCAAGCUGCCCUCGGAUGUGCGGAAAUACACAUCGCGCUUCCCGGAGCUGCUGAGCAAGUGCUGCGCGCUGGUGGAGUACGAGAGCCUGGAGAGCGCCCGCAGGGCCUUUGAGGACCUCGGCCGCCAGAGCUGCCCGGGCGGCGAAAGCAUCAGGGUGGUCCGGCUCUGUGGGAAAGGUUCCAAGAAGAAACCUGGGGCUGAGAGGGAGGCGGUGGAGGAGCUGGCGGACAGACGGGUUGCAAGGCGCCAGCGGCGCUCCACCCCCGGGGACCCCCGGCCCUGCAGCGCCCCGGAGUCAAGCAGUGCCCCAGCAUCCCUGCCCCUCUUCCUGAGCAAGGACCCCUUGGCACCCGCCUGGCCCAGCAGUGGAUUCAAGCCCAGCGACUUCGGCAACACCUUCACGGGAUCGCUCCUCGCCAGCAAAGUCUUCCCUCCGCUCGGGGCAGGCUUGGGCACCGAGUGGCCCCACGGCUGCAGCUGGGGGAGCGGGGCGGGCACCUGGGAGCCCUGGUGCAGCCAGCCCUCUCCGGAUGCCAAACCCCCUCCCAGCAACCCCCUGGCAGCCAAGCAACCCCCCGAGCUCCUCAGCCUGUGGGACGGGUUGCUUCGCCUGCCCCAUGGCCCUGAUGGCACCAAGGGCUUCUGCAGCAGCGUUGGGAGAGGAAAGCUCAGCCUCCGGCACUGA
This is a messenger RNA of Egretta garzetta (little egret), 1335 nucleotides long. RefSeq names its product la-related protein 6. NCBI's taxonomy places the organism in Eukaryota, Metazoa, Chordata, Aves, Pelecaniformes, Ardeidae. Gene Ontology annotation, cellular component: nucleus. Gene Ontology annotation, biological process: RNA processing. The record is from RefSeq and is a predicted model, not a curated record. Gene Ontology annotation, molecular function: mRNA binding.